CCGCAAAGAAGAGGAUAAAAUUUUAUGCUCUCACUGUCUGUGUUUCAGAAGACCCACCCAAAACCAAGAAGAAAUAAAUAAUUCAAACCUUUUUCAUUUUUCAAUUUUAUUUGAUUGGAUGGGGACUCUCACCAGCUUUAGUUUUAACGCCGUGAACUUGAGGUUCACUUCCAGUUCAAUUUUCCGCCAAAGAGUUGGGGUCCAAGUCUUCGGGUCCAGGAAAUUGAACACCAAGUUAUGUUAUUUAAUCCCCAAGGAAGUUUCUCGGGAAAAGUUUCUCAAAUUUAGGUGUUUUUGCGCCACUAAUAAUAGUAAUAAUGACGCUGAUUACACCCAAAAUGAUGGAGAGAUUAAGGAGGAUAGUAGUAAUACUGCUUCAUCCACGGAAUCCACCGUCACGACGGCGUCGCCGCCCGAAGAUAAGGCUGUGCAGGAGAAACGCACCAGUAAUGAGCUGCCUCCGUCCCUUUCCUCCAGGCCACCAAACAUAGCUCCUCUUGGAUCAGUCUACAAUGAUUUCCAAAUUGAUUCUUUUAAAUUGAUGGAGCUUCUUGGACCUGAGAAAGUUGAUCCUGCUGAUGUAAAGCUAAUUAAGGACAAGCUUUUUGGCUAUUCGACGUUUUGGGUGACUAAAGAAGAGCCAUUUGGAGACCUUGGUGAGGGCAUCCUAUUUCUAGGAAAUCUAAGAGGGAAGAGAGAAGAUGUUUUUACCAAACUCCAGACUCAACUGGCUGAGAUCGUGGGUGAUAAAUACAAUCUUUUCAUGGUUGAGGAGCCUGAUUCUGAAGCCCCAGACCCGCGUGGUGGACCACGAGUGAGUUUCGGUUUGCUGAGGAAAGAGGUGUCAGAACCUGGACCAACUACACUUUGGCAGUAUGUGAUAGCUAUUUUGCUGUUCCUCCUGACUAUAGGUUCCAGUGUGGAGUUAGGUAUUGCAUCUCAGAUAAACCGACUUCCUCCAGAGGUUGUAAAAUACUUUACAGAUCCAAAUGCAGUUGAUCCACCAGAUAUGGAACUACUAUACCCAUUUGUAGAGUCAGCAUUGCCCCUGGCAUAUGGUGUUUUGGGUGUUCUUUUAUUUCAUGAACUUGGGCAUUUUCUGGCUGCUUUUCCAAAGAAAGUAAAACUAAGCAUUCCUUUUUUUAUUCCGAACAUCACUCUUGGAAGCUUUGGAGCUAUUACUCAGUUCAAAUCUAUUCUUCCUGACCGUAGUACCCAAGUUGACAUUUCCCUUGCGGGUCCAUUUGCUGGUGCUGCACUGUCUUUUUCAAUGUUUGCUGUUGGUUUGUUGCUUUCAUCAAAUCCGGAUGCAGCUGGGGAUUUGGUGCAGGUUCCUAGCAUGCUGUUUCAGGGUUCAUUGCUUCUUGGACUCAUAAGUAGAGCAACCCUUGGUUAUGCGGCAAUGCAUGCUGCAACAGUAUCAAUUCAUCCACUUGUGAUUGCAGGAUGGUGUGGCUUAACCACGACAGCUUUUAAUAUGCUUCCUGUGGGGUGUCUUGAUGGUGGACGGGCUGUGCAGGGUGCUUAUGGAAAGGGCGCACUGGUCGGGUUUGGUCUGACAACAUACACACUGCUUGGAUUAGGAGUGAUUGGAGGACCUUUAUCGCUUCCUUGGGGUCUGUAUGUGCUGAUAUGUCAGAGGACUCCCGAAAAACCCUGCUUAAACGAUGUAACCGAGGUUGGAACAUGGAGGAAAACAGCGGUUACGGUCGCUGUUUUCCUUGUUGUGUUGACCCUACUUCCUGUAUGGGAUGAGCUUGCUGAAGAGCUAGGUAUAGGCCUUGUAAGUACAUUUUGAUGUGUUAUACAUAUAUAUAUCAUAUGUUCAGAAAGAAUUUAAGAGUAAAGCCAAUUUUGACAUAAAAAGCCAAAUAUAAUUCAGAUGACAGCCAUUAACUCUUGCCUUUGAUAGUUCAUAAUUUUGGUUCCAGAUUCAUUGGGGAACUCAACUUUCUACAUUUAUUGUAACUUAUUCCUAGAAAAUUAGAUAUGAUAUCUUUGCUGAUUUUCUUUUC
This is a messenger RNA of Gossypium raimondii (Peruvian cotton), 2015 nucleotides long. RefSeq names its product probable zinc metalloprotease EGY1, chloroplastic. The record is from RefSeq and is a predicted model, not a curated record. Gene Ontology annotation, biological process: proteolysis. The transcript is spliced from 10 exons. Lineage: Eukaryota; Viridiplantae; Streptophyta; Magnoliopsida; Malvales; Malvaceae. The coding region runs from base 119 to 1798 and encodes 559 amino acids.